Molecule: messenger RNA, 2010 nt
Organism: Purpureocillium lilacinum
Lineage: Eukaryota; Fungi; Ascomycota; Sordariomycetes; Hypocreales; Ophiocordycipitaceae
Biological process (GO): protein phosphorylation
Molecular function (GO): protein kinase activity; ATP binding
Source: RefSeq, a predicted model, not a curated record
AUGGACCCCGUCUCGCUCACGGGGCUGGCCAUCGGCGUCGCCUCGCUCGGCCUCCAGGUCUACACGGGCUGCAUCCAGGGCACGCCUCACCGACGCAUCCAGCUGCUCGUCACGGCCCUCGGCUACGAUGAAGAGUGCAAGUACCUCAACCUGCGCCUGCGCAUGGAGCAGCAGCGCCUCUUCGCCUGGAGCGAGACAUCGGGCCUGCUUGACCUUGACGCCAACAACCACGACAAGAUCUUAGACUCCAACAUCUUCAACUUGCACCGCCAGACCGUGCUCGACCUGCUCGUCCAGGUCCAAUGUCUGUUUGAUGAGUUCACCGCCCAUCAACGCCGUCACAACAACCUCAAGCCCGUCCGCGAUGACGACAAUGUCCUCGCUUCACCCGACAAGGAUGCCCGCCAGGCGAGCUUCCCCAUGUCGCCUCGCAAGCGCGACUUCAUCAAAAAGGCCAUGGCCGGCCUGAAGCUCAAGUCAGAAGGCGGCUGGAUGCGACUGCGCUGGGUCUCAUUCGACAAGGAAGCUUUUGAGAAGCUGCUCGCCAAGUUCUCGGCUCUCAAUGACAACAUGACCAACAUCCUCGACCACUCCCUCCAGGUCGAGAUUCGCCACACCGUGCAGGACACCAACCGCGGCGUCCUCCUCCUGCACCACAAGGUCGCCGACUUGAGCCACCUUGUCCUAGCCCUCAAGUCACAGCUCGAAGCGGGGGGCCCGGGCAUCCAGCGCACCGCCAGCCAGCUAGGCGUCCCUGUGUCUUCGACGCCCAUGUCUAAGCUGGAGCGCGAAGCCAGCCUGAAAGCUCUCCUGCAGCUCUCAAAUUUGGCCAAGUUCAAGGCCUUCAACGAAACAAUUGACCCCAGGUCUGGGCUGGCACCGACCAAGGUGGAUAUUGCAGCAUACCAGUUCCUCGACCUUGCGAGCCCAGCGCAGCCGCGCGACGUACAGGUUCCGCGAAGCCUCAUCGAGCUGGAUCCGGAGGUAGACGACUGGGAGACGCCCCGAUGUGAGGCACUGUUGACGACGUCCGAUGGCACCAAGAAGAAGGUCUGGAUAGAGUGGAAAGACUACGACAGUGCCGGGCUGCAUCCGGACUCACUAUCAAAAAAGGACAUUGUCGACCGCGUCCGCAAGCUGGCCUGUCUCCUGAACCACAGCCCCAAGCCUGAGGCAUUCCGCACGCCACACUGCCUUGGUUUCUUCGACAAGGCCGACCCGGACACGCCUGACGAAGACGUCGAUAUUAUCGAUCGGCGGCUUGGACUCAUCUUCGAGCGCCCUCAUGACGACCAGCUGCAUGCCUCCCUCCCGCCAGUAUCGCUGCAUGACCUGCUGCGGGACACGUCGGUUCGCAAGCCGCGCGUGACGGAGCGCGUACAGCUUGCCCACGCGCUUAGCAACUGCGUACUCUAUCUGCAUGCCGUGAACUGGCUGCACAAGGGCCUUCGCAGCCACAACGUGCUCUUCUUCCGCGCCCGCGGCGGAGGAGGUGUCGACUACAGCCGGCCGUACCUGUCUGGAUUCGACUUUUCGCGACCAGGCGGCGCGGACGAAAUGACCGACGCCCCAGGCGACGACGCCGAGCACGACCUCUACCGGCACCCGCGCACGCAGUCGAACCGACGCGGUGGCAAGAAUGGCGACAAGGAGGAAGAGCGCGAGCGGUCCAAGAAGAGCUUCGACGUGUACAGCCUGGGCGUCGUCCUGGUGGAGCUGGCACACUGGCGGACAGUGGACGAGGUGCUUGCCAUUGAUAUGCGCCGAGCGCGAGGCGACAAGGAGGUUGUACGGAGGGUUCGCCAACGGCUGCUGGAAGGGGGGCGCAUCGCUGACUUGGGCGCGGAGAUGGGCGAGAAGUACGAGGAGGCGACACGGGCGUGCCUGGCGGGAGGGGAGGCGCUUGGACUCAGAGAAGGAGACGACGAGACGGACGACGAAGUCGCGGAGCGGCUAUCGAUGAGAUAUUACGAGGACGUGGUCAAAAAGCUGGGCAGCAUCGUUGUAUAG